Molecule: messenger RNA, 970 nt
Organism: Pseudogymnoascus verrucosus
Lineage: Eukaryota; Fungi; Ascomycota; Leotiomycetes; Thelebolales; Thelebolaceae
Exons: 4
Coding region: 161-793 (210 amino acids)
Biological process (GO): endoplasmic reticulum to Golgi vesicle-mediated transport; protein retention in ER lumen; Golgi organization
Cellular component (GO): endoplasmic reticulum-Golgi intermediate compartment; endoplasmic reticulum; COPII-coated ER to Golgi transport vesicle
Source: RefSeq, a predicted model, not a curated record
CUUGUGUGGCGGCAACUUCCGUGCCUGGCGCAUCCACUUUAGCCAAGGGGCAUUCUGUCAUCACCAUCGACCAUCUCGCGACUCUUGACAUUAGAGCUCUCUGAACAGCAAACCAAACUCCUCCCACAAACUUCAGGCGAGGAAACUCAACAAUAACACCAUGAGACUUUUGGUAUGGGCCUGCGGCGUCCUGGCGUCGUUAACGCCCAUCGUCUCUGCGACCGCCCUCACAUAUAAGUUGAACGCCAACGAGAAGGCCUGUUUUUUCAGCUCCGUUGAGCAUUCGGGCGCCAAGAUUGCGUUUUACUUUGCUGUCCAAGCAGGAGGCUCAUUCGAUGUCGAUUAUGAGGUUGUCGGCCCUAACGAGAAGAUCAUGAUGGACGGCCAGAAGGAGCGACAGGGAGACUUCGUCUUCACGGCUACUGAGGUUGGAGAGUACAGGUUCUGUUUCAACAAUGAGAUGAGCACCUUCGCCGAGAAGUUUGUGGAUUUCGAGAUAACUGUCGAGAAUGAAGAGCGCACGAGCUUGCCCUCCAAGCAAGGCACUUCGCCCGAGCAAACCUCCGCCCUGGAGGAGUCCAUCUUCAAGCUCUCCGGCCAGCUCUCAACAAUCACCCGCAACCAGAAAUACUUCCGCACGCGCGAGAACCGUAACUUCAGCACCGUCAGGAGCACAGAGCGGAGGAUCUUCAACCUCAGCAUAAUAGAAAGCUUGAUGAUGAUUGCCAUGGCUGCGUUGCAAGUUUUCAUCGUUCGCUUCUUUUUCCAGGGCGCCAGAAAGGGCUAUGUAUGAAGAGAUGUUGGGAGAGUUAACUGCAUGGCGUUACGGGAUUCCUGGACUUUUAUGUGGCAACACGAUUGGAACGAACAGGGAGGGCAAGCAUGCCUGGCACGAAGGAGCACAUUGUUUUUGGAGACCGUGGCAACCUUAGUAGAGUACAAUAUAAAAUCACAUGACCCCAACUGAAGC